AUGGCGGAACAUGUUGAUUACAAAAGUGUCAUCGAUAAGAUUCGAGUUCGGUUGGUCAACUUUUUGACGGCUUGUGAUUCCAUAGUGCCGUGGUUUGGUAACGUUAAACACAUUUUAAAUAUGCUUCUGUUGUGUUCAGAAAAGUUAGAGGCCAUAAGGACAAAUAACAACUACACGUCAACAAAUUACGAAGAGUUAAAUUAUUACGUUGAGUUAAUCGAACUUUUCAAAUUGAACAUAAUUUUCGAUAUAGCUUUCAAAUUGAGCGUGACCCAAUGCACAUAUCCCGUGUACGGAUGCGUACUCGAAACCAUUUUGGACAAUGUUACGCAAAUGAAUUUCACUCCGGAAUCAUUCCAGGAACUUGUCGAUUUGAAAAUGUUGGCUCACGAAUAUGGUUUUGCGGAGGAUUCUCUGUGUGACGGGACGCAAGAGGCAACAGAAGAUUUCCUCAAGUAUCUUCAAAGCGUAGAAAACAAGCUUACCGCAAUGGAAAAGUAUGCAGUGAACAACGCAGAUGAACAAAUUCAGUUAGUUUCCAUCCUCGAGUUGAAAAAAAUUGUGGCAAAAAUUUUUAUCAUAAGGCCUAAUAAAAUUUUUAAAGACCUCAGAGAUAACGUCAUAAUGGAAACAGAUUAUUUAAUCAUAAGAUUAAUCAAUUUGGCAAACUGCAUCAACUUCAAAACCGAUUAUAACUCGUGUAUAAUUUACAUGAUUCAGUAUCGUCUUUUGGCCAAAAAAAAAUUUGAGAGAUCACGUUUGUUUGAAACCUAUUUAAGUCACGUAUUUUCCCAGAUCAGUUCUCAUUUACUUCACCAAAAAACUAGAGUUUGGUUGAUGGGGAAAAUAGAAACGUGGUUAGUUACCAGCAAGAAGCCUAUUUAUUAUUUAAUAGGUUCAGAAGGCACAGGAAAGUCGUGUUUGGUUUCAGCUUUCUGUAAGCUUUAUGAUAACUAUAUUUUCAACAUAUUUGUCUACGACUCCCGUUACCCAAGCGGAACAACUGAAUUAAUAAAAUCUAUAGCCAACAGCCUAAUGCACAACUUGCCUGAAUAUCUAAAUCAAAUGGAUAAAAUGAUCCCAGAAAAUCAGCCAGCAUCUUGUAGCCACCAAGCCCACUGGAAGGAGUUGUAUCAAUUUCUUCUAAAGAAACCAUUGACUGCAAUUGCUGGUCAAACACACUUUAAAAACUGCAGCCGUAAAUUGAUCGUAAUAGACGCUUUAAAUGAAGCUAAGAAAUCUGAGUGGCAUGACUUGAUAGCAUUCAUGGACAUGUUCCGGAAAGAUUUCGGAGAUUUUUUGUGCUUUCUGGUAACUUGCAGAAAAGAAUGUGUGGAAAUGACUUCGUACUUUUUUGAACAAUCGUCGGAACUUCAUUCAAACGCCGAAGGUAUUGAUCUGGACAGCAAAACAUGGAUAGGUCUCCAUCUAACCGAUCUAGAAAUGUUUUUCGUCAGUUGCCUAUGCGACGUUAUAUCCAGAAGAAUCACUGUGCAAGAACUAGCAAGCGGUGAAAACUUUCGGGGAUUCAGCAAAAGCAUAGACUGUCUGUUGAAACACACAGCGGGAAAAUUCUCGUACGCGCAACAUAUUCUGAGACUAUUUGACGAAUCGAUGCUCGAACUGCAAGGCCAGUUUCAAAAGAGCAUUUUGAACACUUUAGAGAAAUUUUCCUUGCAAAUAGGCAGAGAAAAAAUGGACGACGGCCUAAAGACUUUCUCAAAGGUCUUUUAUACGUACAGACUGAAAGAAGGAAACCCAGUUCAUCCUCCACCUGAGUUGUAUCUGCUUAUAACAGGCAAAUCCAUUCGACUGGAAUCUGUCAAAUGA
Messenger RNA from Helobdella robusta, 1830 nucleotides. RefSeq lists its product as hypothetical. Lineage: Eukaryota; Metazoa; Annelida; Clitellata; Rhynchobdellida; Glossiphoniidae. The coding region runs from base 1 to 1830 and encodes 609 amino acids. The record is from RefSeq and is a predicted model, not a curated record. The transcript is spliced from 3 exons.